Molecule: messenger RNA, 2265 nt
Organism: Clonostachys rhizophaga
Lineage: Eukaryota; Fungi; Ascomycota; Sordariomycetes; Hypocreales; Bionectriaceae
Source: the annotation of a GenBank genome assembly
AUGGACAUGAUUUUCCUCUUGCUCGAAGACUAUCUCACUGCUAUGAAGACACCGAUUGCCGUUGUUGGGACCGCUUGUCGAUUCCCAGGUCAGGUAGCCUCACCUUCGCAACUCUGGAAGUUGUUGUCCAACCCGAAGGAUGUUCUCGGAGAUCUAGAUCCCAAACGGUUGAAGUUGUCCAGCUUCCACCAUGAAAAUGGCGGGCAUCAUGGUGCGACAGAUGUACCAAACAAGUCCUAUUUACUAGGCGAUGAUGUCGAUCGCUUCGAUGCUGCCUUUUUCAACAUCAGUGCGGCGGAGGCAGAGGCGAUGGAUCCACAACAGCGCAUCUUGCUAGAGACGACAUAUGAGGCGCUCGAGGCUGCGGGAUAUACAUUAGAACAGAUGCGCGGUUCUUUCACAGCCGUGUUUGUUGGUGCUAUGACCUCGGAUUAUCACGACAUUCAAGCUCGUGAUUUGGACACAAUCAGUCGAUGGCAUGCAACAGGAACGUCACCAAGCGUUCUCUCAAAUCGCAUCUCAUACUUCUUUGACUUGAAAGGGCCAUCAAUGACUAUCAACACUGCAUGUUCCAGCUCACUAGUGGCGUUGCACCAGGCAGUCCAGAGUUUGCGCACCGGCGAUUGUACCACCGCGAUUGUUGGCGGCGUCAAUCUCCUGCUGGACCCUGAAAUCUACAUUAGUCAUUCGCACCUACAUAUGCUGUCCCCAACAUCAAGAUGUCGCAUGUGGGACAAGGAUGCUGACGGUUAUGCCCGAGGCGAAGGGUGCGCUUCUGUUGUGAUCAAGACCUUGGAUCAGGCCCUGAAAGACGGCGACGAUAUAGAAUGCAUUAUUCGAGAGACUGCUGUCAACUCGGACGGGAGAUCGGCGGGAAUUACGAUGCCCAGCGCAGAGGCACAGGCGGCAUUAAUCCGCGAGACCUACGAACGGAGUGGUCUGGAUCCCGUGCGUGACAGAUGCCAGUUUUUUGAAUGCCAUGGGACUGGAACACAAGCUGGAGAUCCCGUCGAGGCACGGGCAAUCCAGGAGACUUUCUACCCCAAAGAUGUCGUUUUUAGCCCUGACGACAAGCUCUAUGUGGGCAGUAUCAAGACACUCAUCGGCCACCUAGAAGGUUGUGCAGGUCUAGCCGGCCUUAUGAAGGCAAUGCUAUGCAUCAAGAACCGGACUAUCACGCCAAACAUGCUUUUCGACAAUCUCAAUCCUCAGAUCACUCCAUUUUAUGAUUAUCUAAGAGUUCCAACAAACGCUGUGCCAUGGCCACCAGUUGCCAAUGGCUGCCCCUUGAGGGCAAGCGUGAAUUCCUUUGGUUUUGGAGGAACCAAUGCCCAUGCCAUCAUUGAGAGCUAUGCAACCUCUCAGUCAAAAGUUAAUGUCGAUUGUUGUCAAGACUCGUUCGGUGGCCCAUUCACCUUCUCUGCACACACUCCAGAGUCCCUUUAUGACACUAUUAAGCAAACAGCUCGAUAUGUGAGAAGUAGCGAGCAAGUAGAUCUCUGCAACUUAGCCUGGACCUUGUCAAAAAGGACAGUACUACCAUUUAAGCUCACUAUCGCUGCCUUAGGCAGAGAAGAGCUUCUCGAAAAUAUGGACGAGGCCAUUGAGGAGUACAACUCUAGCAAAACGUGCAAGGAAGGCCAACUACCACGGAAGCACCCACACGAGCCACUGAGUAUUAUGGGAGUUUUCACUGGACAAGGCGCACAAUGGGCUGGAAUGGGUCGGGAGCUCCUCGCUGCCUGUCCCAUCUUUCGCAAGUCUAUCGAGCGGUGUGAGCGUGCACUGGCAAAUCUCCAUGACGGGCCCUCGUGGUCAUUGCAGGCCGAGCUUUUAGCAGACAAAUCCUCAUCAAAUCUCUCUAGCCCUGCAAUAAGUCAGCCAGUAACAACCGCAAUUGAAAUAGCCAUCUAUGACCUGUUAUGUGCAUCUGGGCUCAAUGUUGAUGUGGUUGUGGGCCAUUCGUCCGGCGAGAUAGUGGCCGCCUAUGCUCUCGACAUGCUUUCAGCAGAGGAUUGCAUGAAAAUCGCAUAUUACCGGGGGCUACACGCUAAACCGAAUAAAUCAGGCGGCAUGCUCGCCGUUGGCCUUUCCUAUGAUGAUGCCAAUGAAUUGUGCUCUCGGCCGUCGUUUUCUGGAAGAAUCGUGGUAGCAGCGAGCAAUGGACCUACGAGCACAACACUAUCGGGCGAUUACGAUGCGAUUCUUGAGGCCAAGACACUUCUUGACCGGCUAGGAGGGGCUGUACAUGGAUCUCAAGUGUAA